Molecule: messenger RNA, 2376 nt
Organism: Mugil cephalus (flathead mullet)
Lineage: Eukaryota; Metazoa; Chordata; Actinopteri; Mugiliformes; Mugilidae
Gene: luc7l
Product: LUC7-like (S. cerevisiae)
Exons: 12
Coding region: 321-1355 (344 amino acids)
Biological process (GO): mRNA splice site recognition
Cellular component (GO): U1 snRNP; U2-type prespliceosome
Molecular function (GO): mRNA binding
Source: RefSeq, a predicted model, not a curated record
AGCUGCGAGGGGGGAUGCUUGGAUGAAUAAAUAUUCAGUUAGCCCAAGAAACAAUCCAAGGAACUGAUUUCAGUUGCUUAUUAUUUCUAUAGCGAUAUCAACGGACGACCCACAAUGUCUGCCCAAGCUCAAAUGAGAGCUUUGCUCGACCAGCUGAUGGGAACAGCGAGGGAUGGUUCAGUGUAUCUUUGCCAGCCUACAUCAAUCUGCAAAGGAGUUGCAGAAAAGCCUCAUGUUCAUCGAGCCGUAUGGGCAAGAACACUGUUCCCAUUUAUACUUUUCUACAGCGGGUUUAAAAUUCUGCAGCUGAGGUCUUGAAGAUGCAGAAGGGAGAUGAGACGCGGCAGAGGGUCAAGUUCACUGACGAGCGGGUCUGCAAAAGUCACCUUCUUAACUGCUGUCCGCAUGACAUCCUGUCUGGAACUCGUAUGGACCUGGGGGAGUGUACAAAGAUCCAUGACCUGGCACUACGGGCAGAUUAUGAAAUUGCCUCCAAGGAGAGAGAUCUUUUCUUUGAGCUUGAUGCGGUGGAUCACCUGGAGUCAUUCAUUGCUGACUGUGACCGAAGGACAGAACUAGCCAAGAAGCGUCUCGCUGAGACACAAGAAGAGAUCAGCGCUGAGGUGGCAGCAAAGGCAGAGAAGGUGCACGAGCUGAAUGAGGAAAUUGGGAAGCUCCUUGCAAAGGCUGAGCAGCUCGGAGCUGAGGGCAAUGUGGAUGAGGCUCAGAAGGUUCUGCAGGAAGUGGAGAAGGUCCGCACCAGGAAGAAGGAUGCAGAGGAAGAAUACAGAAACUCCAUGCCGGCCUCCAGCUUCCAGCAACAGAAGCUUCGGGUGUGUGAGGUGUGCUCCGCUUACCUGGGUCUCCAUGACAAUGACCGUCGUUUGGCCGACCAUUUUGGUGGGAAGCUUCACCUGGGCUUCAUCCAGAUCAGAGAGAAACUGGAUCAGCUAAAGAAAACUGUGGUCGACAAACAAGAGAAGAGGAACCAAGAGCGCCUAAAGAGACGAGAAGAGAGGGAGAAGGAGGAGAGGAUGAAGAGGAAGACCAAAUCAAGGAGCAGAGAGCAUAGAAGGUCCCGUUCUCGUGACCGCAGAAGGAGGCGCUCGCGCUCCACAUCACGAGAUAGGCGCCGCUCUCGCUCGCGCUCCAGGGAGAGGAGGAGGCGCCAUCGCAGCCGAUCCCGCUCACGCAGCCGAGGACACCGCCACAGUCACGAGCAGAGCUCCAGACACAAGUCAUCCAGGGAUCGAGAGCGCUCGUCCAGAGACCGGUCACGGGAGCGAGAAAGAAGGGACGGCAUGAACGGCAGGUCAGACCGCAGGGCAGACGACAGGGACAUGGGGGACCUCUGAAGACCAAACUCCAUCCACAGCAACACACCUCCACAGCCUCCUCCCGUCUCCCACAUCUCUUUCCAUUUAUAAUCUGAAGUUACACACAGUUCUUGCCUUGACCCCUGUGUUCUCCCGCCUGCCUCCUUUUCUUUGCUUUAACAGUUAAUCAGCCGACCCAGAGUGUACACACAGCAGACAUUUUGGAUGGAGUCUUAUUUCUAGCAUCCACAGUCAUCUGUUUGCUUCUGAGUGUGCUCUAUUUUCCACAUCUGUAAUUUGAUAGCCGUCUGUUAACUGCCCUACGUUCAGUCCACAAGAAAAAGCGAAUUUGUCUGCUGACCUGGAGCAUUAAGUGUAACUGAUUCAUAUUCUUUGUUUAUUAACUGGUCUUUUGAUAAAGAAAAUCUGUCUGUACAUAUAAUUCAGGCCUACUGAUUGUUAUGGUCUGAUAAGCCUUUUCCUAUCAAGUAGGUUUUUUUUUUUUUGCCCUCUCCCUCUGAAGAUCUCCUUCCACUAUUUCAUGGCUUGAAUGUCUGUCCACAUAAUUGUCUCCUGUACUUAGUUCUCUAAAGUUUCAAAAUCAGAACAUCAACGUUUUAAAGUUGCUAGCAAUAGUAUCCAACCCAUGUCUCCUGUUGUGUUUUUUUUUUUACUAAUCAGGUUUUAUUUUAUUCCUCCAGUAGGGCAGGGGAUGUUUUUGGUUGGCCAGUAUAGGUUUUAAAUUGUAUUGAUGGAAAGUAUCUUGAUUUCUAGUUUGUUUCCAUGUUGCUUUAGUUUUAUUUAACAUAAUGAAAAUAAAUGGUAUGUUUGGAUUUGGUCGUCAGCAUGCGAGGCUGAAGGUUCAGAAUUGAUAUAAUGGAUAUUCAUAAAUAAAAUGUUUGGCCCAACUCAGACAGGUUCUCUUGUGACUAGAAUUAUAAUGAUAUUCAGAUUUUAAUGGAUGCACUGCUUUACCUAAUGUGUGAAGUCAUAUCUGUUCAUGUUUUUGCUGGAAAUCUUUCUUUAAAGUCUCAAUUAAAAAAAAUAUCCCACCAUUUGA